AUGAGUCAAGCAGUGUCAACAAUUACCUUUUCUAGCUUAUCACAGUCAGGAAUGCUGCCUCCUCCAAAUACAAUUACUAAUUCUUCUAAUUUUCAGUCUUCAAAUCCUGCAUCUCCAUUGAAUUCUGUCCAUACUAUUGGCUCCCCUGCACAGCCAUCGAUUGAGCCGUCAUCUGGUACAACUCUAUCUCCUGUAAAAUCAUCUGAUAUUUCCUCGAGUCAAUUACAAUCUAAACUAAGAGGCGGACCGUCUGUUGAAAAUAAUGAUAUCACUAACAGUAACCUUCGCCAGCUACGUUGCAAAAUCAUUUUAACUGAUCUGGAGUUCAGUUUAAAACCUGUGACAUAUGCCGGAAUUUUCAACCAUAUGCUCAAUUGGCUGGUGAAUUGGGACCAAAGACCACAUGGAGUUGAUGAAGCUGUUAUUCUGAAGUCAUGGAGACUUGACAAAACUGUAAUUGCCUGGGUACAUAGUUGCUUGGAUGUGAUCUGGCUUUUAGUUGAUGAGGGAAAAUGUCGGGUUCCCUUUUAUGAAUUAUUACGUAGUGAUUUUCAAUUCAUAGAAAAUAUACCUAAUGAUGAAGCAUUAUUUAAACUUACCUUGGUGAUCCAGGAGCCGGGGCAGCUUGUUGAAAUCUCGCUAAAUGCUCACGGCACCCGUGUUGUUCAGAAGCUGAUUGAGACUCUCGAAACCGGGCAGCAAAUUUCAUUAGUUGUGUCGGCUCUUGAACCGGGAUCUUUGACUCUCAUAAAAGACCUUCAUGGUAAUCAUGUGGUUCAACAUUGUUUGGAAUGCCUGAGCAAUGAAGAUAACAAGUUUAUCUAUGUUGCUUCUGUCAAGUAUUGCGUGGAGAUUGCAACUCAUCAAACACGGAUGUUGUGUUCUACAAAAAUGCAUUCGUUAUUCAAGCGGGGAGCGUAG
Vicia faba (fava bean) is the source of this 921-nucleotide messenger RNA. Lineage: Eukaryota; Viridiplantae; Streptophyta; Magnoliopsida; Fabales; Fabaceae. The record is from the annotation of a GenBank genome assembly.